AAAGCAAAAUCCCAUAUAGCUUAAUUAGCUUUUCUUUCUCUUAUCUUGUUAUAUAAGUUUUAACUCAAUUCUAUACAUACAUAUUUAUAGAACUUUUUCUUCAUUACUUUUGUUAAGAGAAGAUAAAAUUAAGAAAAAUGGAGAAAAGGGUUAUUGAUUAUUUGUUAAUACCAUUGGGACUCUUGGCUAUGGUUCUUUACCAUUGUUGGCUUCUCCACCGAGUUAGACACCAUCCAACCAAGACCGUCAUCGGUGUCAAUGCUAUGUACCGCCGUUUUUGGGUCCGAAAUAUGAUGGAGAAUGUAACGAAAUAUGGAAUGGUUUCGGUUGAGACAUUGAGAAACAACAUGAUGGCGUCGACACUUUUGGCGACGGUUGCCAUCAUGUUGUGUUCGGUCAUCGCGAUUUUGAUGACUACCGGUACUGGUGAAAGUACACAUGAGUUGUUUGUUAUGGGAAAUAAAAGUGAGGCCAGCUUAUCUGUUAAGUACUUUUGUAUAAUGACUUCCUUCUUACUUGCCUUCUUAUUCAACAUCCAAUCUAUAAGGUACUUAAACCAAGCAAGCAUUCUAAUAAAUGUGCCAUACAAAAAGAAAUCAAGAGAUGAUCAACACCAACAAGUGACAGUUGAUUUUGUAGAUAAGAAUGUUCACUAUGGAAGCUUUUUUUGGAUUCUAGGGCUUCGUACUUUCUACUUCUCUUUCACUCUCUUCUUAUGGAUAUUUGGUCCUCUUCCCAUGUUUGUUUCUUGCUUGGUUUUGAUUUUCAUGCUCUAUUUCUUGGAUGUUUCCUUUGAGAACAAAGUUAUUGAUGUUUCUAACAAGGAAAUUACUAUAUAAAAAAAUAUUGAGAUUUAAUAAAAAAUAUAAUAUUUCUUUUAAUUUGGUUGUUAUAUUAUGUAUAGGGUU
Molecule: messenger RNA, 908 nt
Organism: Cannabis sativa
Lineage: Eukaryota; Viridiplantae; Streptophyta; Magnoliopsida; Rosales; Cannabaceae
Exons: 3
Coding region: 138-839 (233 amino acids)
Source: RefSeq, a predicted model, not a curated record